UUUCCAAAGGAGCCAGUCCACUACCCCAAGUGUCAGAGCGUCACACCGGAGACCUAGCUACAGGCGGCGCUUGUAGCGAGGUAGGCGACCGGCGAGAGCGGCGGCGAGCGGUAUCUGCGAGAGGAGCGGCGAUAGCUGCGGGAGGGGCGGAGAAAGGGCUGAAUGGUUCUCAGCAUCUCACCGGCGAAGACAAGCAUGGAUCCCGCCGAGCCGCUCCACAUCGCCGCCGCCGUUCUUGGAAUCUGACCAGCGAAUCCACCUCUCGCCGUUCCUGUACUCCGACACCUACGCUAUUGAUACAAUAAUUCAGUGAUAAGCCCCCACCCUCUUGGUCUUGGGAUCCUGUGACAAGACCAAUAUUUGGUUAGCGGCUUGGGAAUUGUCAUCUGAGAAACGAAGAGGAUAGCAACUAGGUUUUCUCCUUUUAGCAAUGCAGCAACGACUCCGACGGGGGAUAUGGAGCCAAUCAGCUAGAUUUGGGGUUGAAAUAUAUACUUAAUUGGAAGCAACCACAGGCUCAAUAAGAAAUGGCUAUACCAGGGAGCAGUACUGGCGGUGGCAGGUCGGCGAAUGGCGCAGCUGCCAUUAAUGCUGCCGCGGCGGUUGGCUUGGGCGACGCCAGAUUCCACUCCCAGCAACUGCAGCAGGAUAGGCAGGGCAGAUGGUCUGGCUGUUUUUCUGGCUUGUCAUGCUUCGGAUCGCAGAAGGGUGGAAAGCGGAUAGUUCCUGCAGCACGCAUGCCUGAUGGGAAUGCAUCUACUAACCGUGGAAAUGGUCGCCAAUCUGGUGGCAAUUCCAACCAGCAUGCAGCUAUGAAUCCAUCCCUUCUUGCUCCACCAUCAUCACCAGCAUCCUUCUCACAAUCUGCACUUACUUCGACUGCUCAGUCACCUAAUUGCUUCCUGUCAAUAUCCGCAAACUCUCCUGGUCCAACAUCUAGUAUGUUCGCUGUUGGACCAUAUGCUAAUGAACCUCAGCUUGUCUCACCUCCAACAGCCUUUUCAACUUACACAACUGAGCCCUCCACAGCACCACUGACCCCUCCCCCUGAAUUAGCUCAUGCAACCACUCCAUCAUCUCCAGAUGUUCCAUAUGCUAGGUUUCUUUCAUCUUCUAUGGGUCUUAAAGCUGCUGGCAAGGAGCAAAACAUGCAUUACUUAUCAGCGACAUACUCUGGUGGUUCAGGAUUCCAGGGAUCUUAUCCACUUUACCCAGGGAGCCCUUCUAGCAGUCUCAUAUCACCUGCCUCGGUAACUCCAAGAACUGGUCUCUCCUCGCCUAUCCCUGAGCAAGAUGUUCCUACUGCACAUUGGAAGACAUCUAGGUCCGCAUGUGACACACUGUAUUCAAUUGCUUCUCCCAUUCCUGAGCAAGAGGUGCCUACUGCACAGUGGAAGACUUCUAGAUCUGCUUGUGACACACCGUAUUCCAGGACAUCGCAAUCCAACAUGUUUGGGCUUGAUUCAGCUGCCUCCAGAAACUAUCUGCUAGAUACUAAUUUUUUCCGUCCAGCUGCAUCUGCUCAAUUCUACCUGGAUCAGGCUCAGCAGUCAUUUCCUUGCAAUGGUGGGAGGCUUAGUGUUUCAAGGGAUAAACAAGAUACUGAUGAGGUUGAAGCUUACCGAGCAUCUUUUGGAUUCAGUGCAGACGAGAUCGCUACAACUCAGCAUUAUGUAGAAAUACCUGAUGCUGUUGAUGAUGGAUUCAGCAUAUCUCCAUUUGGAAACAGUACCCCUGCUACUGAGGUGUGCCCAUUUAAUGAUCUUCCUAAUGAGAUUCACGACAUUGAUAAGAUGGAUAAAUCAGUGUUCAAUGUAAAACAGAUCACAAGCUCAAAGAAGUCAGCAGACGAGCUUGCCAGUGGCACAACACAUAAUGUAUUGCACCUGGAUAUAUUCAAAGGAACAAAAGGGGGCCAUCUAUCCGACGAUGACGCUAGCGCCAAAGAUUGUCACCCUUUCAGUAAGGCGAGGGACGAAAUAUCUCUAAAACCCAUAGAGGUGAGGAAGAAAUCUCCGCCUGGCCAGGCAUGCUCAGAUGCAGAAAUCGAGUACAGAAGGGCGAGGAGUUUGAGAGAGGUCAACAGUGUUUUGUCAUGGCGCAGUACACUGUCAAGGCAGCUACAGUAAUGUUGCGCUAAUAUGCAGGACAAGUUUCAGAGUUUCCUUAGCCUAGUGUGCAUCUAUUCCAGCUGUUAGAAGUAAAAUCCGUAGUAGUCGAAGAGUAGCCUGUACUACAUACAGUAUAUCUGGGGAUUCUUACUGCUAGAUUAUGCUUCUGGAUAUGUGAUGACAACCAGCUUAUAUUCUGUUUAAAGUAGGCAUGUUCCUCUUUUGUAGACA
Lolium rigidum is the source of this 2342-nucleotide messenger RNA. RefSeq lists its product as uncharacterized. The coding region runs from base 528 to 2129 and encodes 533 amino acids. The record is from RefSeq and is a predicted model, not a curated record. The transcript has 6 exons. Lineage: Eukaryota; Viridiplantae; Streptophyta; Magnoliopsida; Poales; Poaceae.